Messenger RNA from Myripristis murdjan (pinecone soldierfish), 4803 nucleotides. It is a transcript of the gene trim62.1, whose product is annotated as tripartite motif containing 62, tandem duplicate 1. NCBI's taxonomy places the organism in Eukaryota, Metazoa, Chordata, Actinopteri, Holocentriformes, Holocentridae. The transcript is spliced from 6 exons. Gene Ontology annotation, molecular function: protein binding; zinc ion binding. The record is from RefSeq and is a predicted model, not a curated record. The coding region runs from base 211 to 1638 and encodes 475 amino acids.
UCUUCCUGGACUCGCACUGGAGCUGCUGAUGUCGCUUGUUGGUGAGCUGAGAUCAAAUCUCAAGACCCUGAAGCCGUUGCCGAUCUGUAGUUCUACACCCACAUGACAGUGAGCCCUCUGCAAACUAAAAACUGAGCUGAAGAAUAAACCAAGUACAUUCCACGACAGAGCAUUGUCCUCUUAGAUGCAGCUCACUCUUUGUUUUUGCAAAUGGCUUGCUGUCUGAAGGACGAGCUCCUCUGUUCCAUCUGCCUGAGCAUCUACCAGGACCCUGUCAGCUUUGGUUGCGAGCACUACUUCUGCCGCAAGUGCAUCACUGAACACUGGAGCAGACAGGAGCCCCACGGAACGCGGGACUGUCCCGAGUGCCGGAGAACCUUCACUGAUCCGCUUCUCUCCCCGAGUCUCAAGUUAUCCAACAUCGUGGAGCGCUACUCAGCCUUCCCACUUGACGCCAUCCUCAACGCGCAAAGGAGCUCGUAUCCCUGCAAGGACCACGAAAAGGUCAAGCUCUUCUGCCUGAGCGACAAAAGUCUGGUGUGUUUCUUCUGUGAUGAGCCGGCGCUGCAUGAACAGCACCAGGUGACCACCAUUGACGAGGCUUACGAGGAGAUACAGAGGGAGAUGAAGGAGCAGCUGGCCACCCUGCAGGACAGUGAGAAGGGACACACUGAGGCCCUGCAGCUACUGCAGAGACAGCUCACUGAGACUAAGUCCUCAGCUAAGAGUCUGCGUGCGACCAUUGGUGACGCGUUUGAGCGCCUUCACCGGUUCCUGCGUGAGCGUCAGAAGAGCAUGCUGGAAGAGCUGGAGAUGGAUACAGCCCGCAAGCUCGCUGACAUCGAGCACAAGAUCCAACGCUACAGCCAGCAGCUGCGUGAUGUCAAGGAGGGCAUCCAGAUCCUGCAAGAGCGACUCAAUGAGACAGGACGACACGACUUCCUGGAGGGAGUGGCCAUCACUUCUGAGAGGAUUAAGGGGAAGAUACAUGAGACCAAUCUGACGUAUGAAGACUUCCCGACAUCCAAGUACAUGGGGCCCUUACAGUACACAAUAUGGAAGUCUCUCUUCCAGGAUAUUUCACCAGUGCCAGCAGCUUUGACCCUUGACCCCAUCACAGCCCACCAAAGACUCAUCCUGUCAGAUGACUGCACUAUCGUGGCCUACGGGAAUCUCCAUCCCCAGCCGCUGCAGGACUCUCCACGCCGCUUUGAUGUGGAGGUGUCCGUUCUGGGCGCCGAGGGCUUCGGCUCGGGUGUCCAUUACUGGGAGGUGAUGGUGUCGGAGAAGACCCAGUGGAUGAUCGGUGUGGCCAACGAGACGGUCAGCCGCAAGGGCAGCAUCCAGAUCCAGCCCAGCCGCGGGUUCUACUGCAUCGUGAUGCACGACGGCAACCAGUACAGCGCCUGCACUGAGCCCUGGACCCGUCUGAACGUCAAGAGCAAGCUGGAGAAGGUCGGGGUGUACCUGGACUACCCCAAAGGCCUGCUCGUCUUCUACAACGCGGACGACAUGUCCUGGCUCUACACCUACAGGGAGAAGUUCCCCGCCAAGCUCUACCCUUACUUCAGCCCCGGCCAGAGUCACGCCAACGGCAAGAACGUGCAGCCGUUGAGAAUCAACACUGUGCGCCUAUAAGUACACACACCUGUGGUUGUGAUUGUCCAAGGGGGUGUAUCUUUCACCAUCACAGGUGAAUUCACAAGACUACCACCGUUUAAAAAAAGUUAAAGCAAACGGUUCUUAAAAAAAAAAAAAAAAAAAGUUUAAUGAGGUGUUUGAAAUGUUUGUUUCUUUCAAUUUGGUGUUAAGAAUUGUGCGUGCCACUGCUCUUAUCACCUGCACCGUGAAUUUUUUGGGGACUUUUGGAUUGACCGUACAAUAUGGCCUGCACUUGAGCCUCAUUCUGCUUCUUCAAUUAAAAAAAAAAAAAAAAGAUGAUGAGACUAAUGGAAAGAGAGAGAGAGGCUUGGCUUUUUGGAGUCGGUGUCAGUGAUGUAACCCCUGAAGUGAUUUCCCCUCUUUAGUGACUGGCCCACCUCGCACAGUCCCAGGGGGCACUGCUCUCCUUAUCAAGCUCCUGGCUUGUCAGACUCUUGUCCCCUCUCUGUCCCAGUAAGUGGAUGCCGAAAACCGGUCACUUAUCUUCUCUGUGCUGUAUAGUUGGCCUAGCUGUGUUUGUGGAAUGUGUUUGAGAGCACUUGACUCCUUUUUGCUUUUCUGUGGCCACCAUUUCCAGAGAUGGGACCAAGUCAUUGUUUUCCAAGUCACAAGUAAGUCUCAAGUCUUGGCAUUCAAGCCCGAGUCAAGUCACAAGUCAAGACUUAAGUCUGUAAGUCAAGUCCUAAACUUUGAGGUUUGAGUCCUUAACAAAUAAUAAUGUGCUCUUUACCAAUCACAGUUUGAUAAUUAAUUUAAGUUAUGCCUGCCCUGUAUAUGCAAAUUAUUGCACAUGGCCCAUUAGCACCGCCUAUUUCAACUAACUAGUCUGUCUUAACUGUUAUUCAAUUUGGGAAUAACAGUGGUCCUAAAAUGACAAGGCACCUCUUCAUUCAGUUAAUUCCAAAGAAUGGCAGGACCAGCUUCUUGUGCAAGUAUUUUUUCCUCCCACAUCUGGCGCACCAAGACUGUUCCUCACAUUCUUUGGACGUUGCACUGUUGUAUCACACGUUUCACAAGAAAUCUGCUGGUGAAGUGCAACUGUUAACAAAGAGAAUGUCAUGUUCCGGUGUAAACAAAUGACAAUGUUGGCAGAUUUGGACAAGAAUCUGGCUGAAUUAAUUAAUAUCAAGGAUUUCAAAGUCAGAUGGCUAAAAUCCAAGUGAAGUCUUGAGCCACUGGUUUUGAAGUCAAACUCGAGCCACAAGACUUUCUUGAUUUUUGGCAAGUUUAUAGUAAUCAGAUUUGUGACAUAAAGCCCGGUCAAGUGUCGAGUCCACACCUAUGACAGUUUCAGCAAUCCACUCUGAACGGAUCAAGCCUGUUGACACUUUUCACUUCUGUCUGUUACCAUCUACCAGUUUGGGGUGUGUGGUGUCCCGUGUUCCUGCAGGUCACAUCCAAGUGUGUCCAUUGAAAGUCUCCAUUAUUGCAGAGAAGGCUCUUGUUCCAUAUCCUCAAGUGGUUCUCUGUGUCACUUAGAGCAAAUUAAAUGAAUGAAUAAGUGGUUGAUAGAUCAGCCAUCCCUGUCCACACCCCAAUCCCAUCUACAUGUAAGGUCUGAAGGUAUGUAUGGAAGUUAUCUGAGAAUAUGCUGCUAUUCUGGGAAUGGGGACGUGCAUGUUUACAUGUGGGGGGGGGGGGCACAAGUAAUCUAGCAUUCCACAUAGACAUUGGUAUUGUAUCCACUUUAGCAUUAACACUAAUUUUUGACCCCAUUCUUUUGCCUCCUGUUACAACAAUAUAUCAUUUUAUUCUAAUGUAAAAUGGCUCAAUCAGAAUGAUAAAUCGUUCCAUCUAAAUAGCCAAAAAAGCCAGAUAUCACUGGCCUGUAGCAGGAAAGGUUAAGAUGAGAUAUUGCUUAAAACAAAAUCUGUUGAAAAUCAAAAAUGCUGUGGAGACCAACUUUUUUUUUUUUUUUUUUUAAAUCAUAUCUAUACAAAUGAAUUAAAGCUGUAUGUUGAGAAAACUGUAAUUAGCAAGGGAAGGAGUGAUGGAUGGACAAUAGCUUUGUUAUGUCAUUCCCGUGCACUUGGCCUUCACAGAAAUGUCGCAUUAUUAUGUAACAAUACAAUCACUGACAAUUCCUCUGAGGCUCAGUCAUGUUUGCUACUUUGCCCAUGUGUCUCAAGUGCUCUUGUCAUUCAUUGGUUGUACACACAAGCCCUCCAGAAUCAGCUCUAAGAGGCCCUUGUCCCCUAGCCAAGCGCAGCAUACUGAGAGAUGUGUGUCUGUCAGUGGGUGGGCAUAUGUGUGGGUGUGUUGUCCAGCCGGGGUCAAACACAAGUUUAAAUUCUACCAGCUUUAGCUGUGCUUCAUAAAACCCAUCUGGCCCUCCAAGUGUGCUCAUGCAAUAGCUAAAUGUAUUUACUAUAAAUUACUUUUGGACCAGAUGUGACUUGAGAGAUUUUUCUUUGAAUUACAAAAGAGUAAAAAAAAAGAAAAGAAAAGAAAAGAAAAAAAUCACCUCACAUCCUUUGCCUCUCUACACCUUCGUGUGUGUAUGUAUGUUGUCUGUGUUAUUCAUUUAAAAGAGUUGGGGCAGUGCCCCUGUUUAGUUGGAUGUAUUCGUGUGAUGUGAUUCCAGUAUGUGCAGUAUGAUGCAAACCAUGGUCAAACUGUGUGUUUUCCAAUCAUUUUUAGCAUUUGUUUUAGCGUGCAUGGAGUAGCAGUGUGUGGAUUUCCAUAUGGAAUAUUAUAACAAGUACCAGAAGGUGCAGACAAUCAGGGCAGCGUAUGAAAGUCACUUUGCUCUGUGACUGACACGGUCUGUAUUGUCCUGAUGAAGUAAAUCCCAAUCACCUGAUGUUUAAUGUGGGCUACAACAAAUGCUAAAAAUGUGAAAUACUUUUUGACCCUUGUCUGGUGUGCUGCAGACCUCUGUGGGGCCUGCUUUAAGAGAGACUGUUUCCAUUAGGAUAUGAAGAAGGAGAUUAUUAUUGUGAGACGGUGGCGGGUUACUGGUGGUGGUGGUGAUGAUGGUAAAAAUGAUAUCUAUGACACUUUUAAUGAUUAUAAUGAUUGUGUGUUUUGAUGAUGGCCGCUGUGCACCCAUCAUUGUGUGAACACACUCUAGUGUGCUUUUGCUGCUAGAGGUUUGUGAGAAAUGUUUUAAUGUACAACAAUAAAUUACUGCUAAAUCCA